GUCACAGUAGCUUUGUCCAUAUUUUUUACAGUCUCUGGAUACUAUGUAUUUAAAUAUGCAUGUCUAUGGUCCCGUGACGCAGACGGACCAAUACAGUUGAGUGAGCCGGGUCCUUCUCGUGAAAUGGCUGCGAGCGGGCGAGGCGAUUAGGAGUACUUUUCAAUCUGCGUCAGUUGUAAACCAUCCAGUGACACAGUGAUAACAUUGUUGUACGCCCACACGUUCAAUUUACUGUAUAAACACGAAGACGUCUUACACCUGCUGUGGCCAGGCUCCCGAGGCAUACCUGCGCCCUGAAGACCGCAACUCGUGCACAAUGGACUGUAUGGUGACGGGAGGCCACGUGAAAGUGCUCGCCACGGCCAUCCAUUCACUGUCCCGGAUCGGGGAGGACUUGUACCUUCAGCCACAGGAAGAUGAGCUAGCUCUCCGCACGGUAAACUCGUCCCAUUCCGCAUAUGCCUGCUUCCUCUUCAGUCCGCCCUUCUUCCAGCAGUACUCCUCCUGCAAGAGCCCCACCUUCCAUUGCAAAAUGGCCAUCAAGUGUGUGCAGGCGGUGUUCAGAUCUCUCUCCUCUCUGGAGAAGAUGGUGGAGAGGUGUCGUAUUCAGCUGAACUCAGAGAAGAGCCGGCUCACUUUCACCCUUCACUGCAAACAUGGGCUGCUGAAGACACACAAUCUGUCGAUCCAGGACUGUGAGAGUCUGCAGGCCGUGUUCAACAAGGAGAGCUGCGCCAACGUACUGAGGGCACAGCCCAGGCUCCUAGUAGAAACAGUGCUGCACUUUCCCACCUCUGUGGAAGAAGUGAGUGUGUCGGUGAGCAGUGAAAGAGUGUGCUUCAGGAACCAUGUGGAGGAAGAGGCAGAGCAGAGUAAGGCUGUGCUGACGGAGCUCAGUCUCAGUGCUAAGGAGUUUGAGCAGUUUACAGUGGGCUGCCCCGGCCGCGUCACCUUCUGUCUCAAAGAGAUGAGGGGAUUGCUGAUGUUUGCAGAGUCCUCUGGUCUCCCCGUGUCUUUGCACUUUGAUGAACCAGGCAGGCCAGUGAUUCUGAGUUUGACAGAGAGUGUCCUGGAGGUCAACUUUGUAUUGGCUACAUUGUCCGAGGAUUCUCACCUGUGUAACCAUUUCAACAACAGCACUGAAUGCCACCAAAACCCCGCCCUUCUUCCGGAUGACUUCAUGAAUGAUGACAUCGACUCCUACCUCAUCGCCAUGGAGACCAGCGAGCUGGCCUCCGGGGGUUCUGGCUGCCCCCCGACCCUGCCACGCAAGGCCAGCAUGGGGCAGCUCAGGGCCAGAGCGUCCAGUGAGGGAGAGGAGGAGGAGGAGGAAGAGGAAGAGAUGGGCAGGCCGCCUAAUGAAAAGUUCCACUCCCUCUUCUUUGGUUCCAUGCUGCCCACUUCCUCACAGACGCUGCGAACCCAGGAAGUACUGGCUAGUGACAGCGAGAAUGAAGAGGAGGACUCAUCCUUCUGAUGUCAUCAAGGACAGAAAAAGAGAUGGAGAGAGAGAAAGAAGAGGGGAGAUUUUUCUGGUGUUCAGGUGUUUUAGCCCUAGUGUUCUAGACAGAGAAACAGGAGGAGGCAUCCUACACUCUGCUUUUCAGACUCUCAGAGACCAGAGACCCCACAGAGAACAGACAAAAAUGUGCCCCUGCAUGCACACACACACACAUGUAUUCACAUACACAGAAAAAUGUAACUUCUGCUUUAUUAUACCAUUGAGCUGUGAAGACGAAAUCCAAGACUGAAGAAUUAGAAUAAAGGAAAAAACUUGGAGUAAUAAUUUCUGCUAUUUUGUAUUAAUGUCAACAUGGAUUUCAAUUAAUAUACAAACUCAAAUUAAAAUAUUCUUAUUUUCCAGA
This is a messenger RNA of Anguilla rostrata (American eel), 1865 nucleotides long. It is a transcript of the gene rad9a, whose product is annotated as RAD9 checkpoint clamp component A. Bases 317 to 1477 code for a protein of 386 amino acids. Lineage: Eukaryota; Metazoa; Chordata; Actinopteri; Anguilliformes; Anguillidae. The record is from RefSeq and is a predicted model, not a curated record. Gene Ontology annotation, biological process: mitotic intra-S DNA damage checkpoint signaling; DNA replication checkpoint signaling; cellular response to ionizing radiation. Gene Ontology annotation, cellular component: checkpoint clamp complex. The transcript is spliced from 12 exons.